ACGAUAUGGUAUUUGUUCUCUCUCUCCUCCGAUAUUGAUUUCCUUGGGUUUGGGAAUUCCAAAAAUCGCAGUUGAAGUGUGUUCGAUUUUCUUCUGUUGUGGUAUUCCUUUGAAAAGAGCUGGGCUUUUUUGCCCUGUAGCCGUUGAAAUCCAUGAUCAUCUGCCAUGGAUUCGUCUUCAGUUCAAUCCGGUCCCUCCAUUGAAGUAGACGAGUGGGAUACCGAUGGGUUCGUGAUCCCAAGCUUGACAGUUGGAGAAUCUGGACUGAGUGAAGUGGAUGUGCCUGAUGCAUUGGGCUUGAAGCCUACUUCUACCAAGGUCAUUAAGGAAGAGGAAAGGAUAUACUUGGGACCACACGGUGCACCGCCUUCUCAAGCCAAGCAGCAGCAAGAACUGAACGCUGCGGGCCGUAGACAGCGGUACAAGUACAAGCUAAAGGAAGCAGAUAGGAAGUUCACGGGCACGGGGCGGGAGAACAAGGUCGAAAAUCUGCGGGAGCUUGUGGGUGGUGGUAAGGCGAGCAUUGCCACCAUGCCGAAGGGUUCUCCUCGUGAUUGGCUUGAUCCGCAUUGCAACGAAUCUCAAUUUGAGAGGUAUUCUCAGUGAAAAUCUUGUUGGCUUUCGUACAAGUGAACUUAAGUAUACUGUGUUGCUUUUUCUUGCAACUAUAUAACUUGACGUAGUGAUCUACGGAAACGGCCUAGAUUAUUUAUGAGAUUAUGUAUAAUUGCUAUUACUGUUGGCUAUGGGUCGAUACUAUUCAAAUAGAUCUGGUGAAAGCCUUUGUAUCA
Messenger RNA from Magnolia sinica, 791 nucleotides. RefSeq lists its product as uncharacterized. Lineage: Eukaryota; Viridiplantae; Streptophyta; Magnoliopsida; Magnoliales; Magnoliaceae. The record is from RefSeq and is a predicted model, not a curated record. The coding region runs from base 166 to 606 and encodes 146 amino acids. The transcript is spliced from 3 exons.